Molecule: messenger RNA, 1844 nt
Organism: Cuculus canorus (common cuckoo)
Lineage: Eukaryota; Metazoa; Chordata; Aves; Cuculiformes; Cuculidae
Gene: GCM1
Product: glial cells missing transcription factor 1
Exons: 5
Coding region: 130-1347 (405 amino acids)
Biological process (GO): regulation of transcription by RNA polymerase II; gliogenesis
Cellular component (GO): nucleus
Molecular function (GO): RNA polymerase II cis-regulatory region sequence-specific DNA binding; DNA-binding transcription activator activity, RNA polymerase II-specific
Source: RefSeq, a predicted model, not a curated record
CAGCCUCUCUAUCAUUUACCUUCAGGAAACAGCUUCCUGGUUGCAAACUGCUUGAGAGUGCUGGCAGCCAGUUACUUUCAAAAGCAGCCAGGAGAAACUUUCUUGCUAACUUUGGGAAGGAAUUAAAUAAUGCUGAAAGGUGCGGAUGAUGUCAUGGAGCAGGAGGACUCAGCUUCCCAACAAGAAGAAAUAACAAGUUGGGAUAUCAAUGACAUCAAACUUCCCCAGGAUGUAAGACAAACAGACUGGUUCCAAGAAUGGCCAGAUUCCUACGUAAAGCAUAUCUAUAGCUCAGAGGAUAAAAAUGCUCAAAGGCACCACAGCAGCUGGGCAAUGAGAAACACCAACAACCACAACUCCCGCAUCCUAAAGAAGUCCUGCCUUGGGGUGGUGGUCUGCAGCAACGACUGCUCGACCUUGGAUGGGAGGAAGAUCUACCUCAGACCAGCCAUAUGUGAUAAGGCUAGGCAAAAGCAACAGCGGAAAUGCUGUCCAAACUGCAAUGGACCACUGCGGCUCCUUUCCUGCCGAGGCCACGGUGGUUACCCAGUGACCAACUUCUGGAGGCAUGAAGGCCAAUUCAUAUUUUUUCAGUCCAAAGGAGCUCAUGACCACCCACGUCCAGAAACAAAGCUAGAAGCAGAAGCAAGAAGAUCAAUUCAAAAAGCACAGACAGAUUUUUCUCCAUCAUCCCCAAAAUUAAAAACAAUCUGGGAGAUUAAGUCUCUGACAGGUGAAAUGCCAACACAGGAGGCUUUGCCUUUGCUUCUUUCCAAGCCAGACGCUUACCUGCAACCUGCUAGUUUCAGUGGACACUUAAGCAAAAGCUCCCGGGAGCUGAUGCUGAGCAUCUGCUCUGGGCAGGAACCACACCUAAGAGCAGAUGAGGAGGACGGGAACGCCAGAGACGUGCCAACCUGGAGCAGAAGCCUGGCCAUUGGGAGGACCCCAAGCUCCGGAAGACUUUGUAACGGCCCCACCAUCCCUGUGGCAAACCGUCCCUGUGCAGCCCCUUCACCUCGGCGCUUUGCGCAGCCCAGCACCCAGCACGUCCUGCCUGUGACAAAGGCUGGCCAUAACCCCUUCAGAUCUAACGCUGGCCCUUGGAGGGAUGAACGCCAUGGUGGGACAACCCCAGAAGCCCACAGCAGCAGCCGCCUCCCUCUACUGCCUUACCCAAUGCCUCAGGGAGGUUCCUGCCCCAUGGUGACUGGGACACACCAUCACCAGCAGCAGCUCUCAGAGCCUCCAAGGGGGGGUGAAGGAGAUGGGGGUGAGGGAGGGCAUGGUAUGGGUCUCAACUACUGCAAUGACAACACAUUUUUUAACCUGUACCCAUUACGGUGACCAGGUUUAUAUGCCUUCUCUUCCCCCACCUGUGGCAACAGUUCUAAUUCUCCAUCCCUAUUGCAAUGUGUUUGUGGAAGUGCUACCACGCCACGCCCUCUUUAGCUCCUCCUUCCUAAGGAAGGACUUUCAUGCUGGAGGUCAUAUCUGUUCUUUCUUUUUUAACUGUUAUCUUCUCUGCCACUAUUUUAUUGAUCUAAUAAAAGGUAUCAGCUCUUCUUACAGCCUACCUCACUGUCAUUCUGGUUUGGUGGCAUUUCAAACACCCUUAACACUCAGUUUGUUCAAGCCUGCAGGAGUGUGGAAGGUGUGGGUGAAUGAUAUCAUCUGCUGCUGCAUGAAAUCCUGCACUCUUCCAGCUUCUGAAGGCAGCGAUCUAAGUCCCUCCACUGCACCAGUCCCAUGAACACAGUGUAUAGAAUCACCACAGAAUGGUUUGCGUUGGAGGAGACCUUCAAAGAUCAUCUAAUCCACCCCCUCUGUUGUGAGCAGAGAUA